Volvox carteri f. nagariensis is the source of this 5349-nucleotide messenger RNA. RefSeq lists its product as uncharacterized. Gene Ontology annotation, biological process: regulation of DNA-templated transcription. Gene Ontology annotation, molecular function: RNA binding; sequence-specific DNA binding; chromatin binding. The transcript has 26 exons. The coding region runs from base 1 to 5349 and encodes 1782 amino acids. The record is from RefSeq and is a predicted model, not a curated record. Lineage: Eukaryota; Viridiplantae; Chlorophyta; Chlorophyceae; Chlamydomonadales; Volvocaceae.
AUGGCCGAUGAUGCUGAAACACACGCGGGCGAGCCAAUACGCCGGGGCCGACAGGAGCAAUGGCGGCGGUGGCAGCAGCGGAGAGCAGCAACCCCGGUGGCGCCGGCGAUGGCCACGGUUCAAGCCUUCCCGCAAGAUCAUGAACACCGCGACUUUGCGGGUGCGAUCUACCUCCAGAUGGCCCGCGAUGUCCUGAAUGUUGCAGAGCUCGGCGAGCUCGCGGCGGCGGAGGUGGCGACGUGGAGCCCUAAGGAGUUGGCGGCGGCAGCACGACGGGCCGUGACGCUGUGGCGUUGCGAGCAGCCGCGGGCCGCCGCUGCCAUUCGCAUUAUGCAGCGACUGCGGCUACUGCCGUCACCGUCAUCGCCACAAGUUCUGUUCCAAUCUCCUCCUGACCGUGGUGGGUCCGAUAGGGGCUCUGAGGACAGGCGUAGCGGUAGCACAGGAGAUGCUUCUGGAAGCGGACGGGAGCUGGAGACGCGCUUACUGGCUGACGCUGGCGGCAAGGGGCGAAAGGAAACAUUCCCGAGGUCCCGUGGGAUCGGUCGUGCAGCCGUACAGUUUCCGGCGGCGCCGCCGAGGAACGUGACGGCUGCUGCGCCUGUGCGGCGGAGGGUGGUGACGGGAGGCGCCUACAACUACGCUGUGGUCGUGGAAAAGCCCCUCCGGCCCCACCAGCUCCAGCUCGCUCAGCUGGUGGAGAGGCUGGUCAGGGCAGCUAAUGGCCGUCUGCCAGAGGGUUUCGGAUCCCGGGAGUUGUCCAGCUUCAUCUGGAGCCUCGUGGCGCUGGGAUACUGGCAGCCGCCGCUGGUGCCCCUGGUGUCGGCGUUUGCGGACUACGGAGCUGAGCGGCUGCGAUCUCAGCCCAACCCCAUCGCCACUGCCAUGCUGCUCCAGGUUCUGGCCAAGGCGCGGGCGGCCGCUGCUUCAGGGCAGGACACUGCCGCCAAGCUGUUGGAGCUGGCGCCCGCCACCACGGUUGCCGCCGCCGCAGCACUGCCGGGUUGCCUUCCUAGCUGCGAACCGCGGACGUUAGCAGGUCUCCUGCAUUCGUGUGCGGUGCUGCUCAGUCCGGAACGUUCAGUGGAGGGGGUCCGGCGGCUGCCCCUGGGGCCAGGAGCAGGAUCCACCGUGGCUGCAGCUGCGGCGGGAUCCGGAUUCGGAUCCGGAUCUGGGCCGCAGGUACCAAAUGGAUCUGAAUUUGAAGGGCAUCUUGGCGGCCGCACCACAGACGCGCUGGCGGCCCUGGCGCGGAGCGCCGUCAAGGAGUGCAUUCGGCGACGUUUUUAUGGUUUCGGCGCCGUGGACCUUCUGAGUGCUGCCGGUGCACUCGCGGCCUUGCAGCAAUACUGCUACGUUCCGCCGCCGCAGCUGCAGUCCGGCAGCGGCAAUCACCGCCUUGGUGACGAUGGUGGUGGUAACGGUGGUGGUGGUGGUGGUGAUGGUGGGGAGUAUGAGGCCGCCUGGGCCUUAUUGUCGUCGGCUGUGUCGUCGAGGUCGCCCGGGGGUCCCCCAAUGGCCGGAGCCACACCCCGGCAGCGGGUCGACCUCUUGAAGGCUGUCUGGAGUGUAAGAAUAUCUGCGGAUGGCCAGAUGCUGGACAGGCGGGUGGACCUGGGAAACUCGCCUUCCAUUCCCGUCCAGGAAAAUCGAAUUCACUACAACAGCUUCACCUUAAAUGAUCAAACCUAUCAUGUGGGGGAUUGUGUUUACUUGUAUCCGGAGGACGAGCAGUUCCCUCCCUAUAUAGCUCGCAUUCUGGCAGCGUUCGUCGACCGGAACGUUCAGUCUGGUGCUGAUCCACAUUGCAUUGAGGUGAAAUGGUUUGAGCGGCGGGUUAACCUGGAGCCUUCCACCAAAGGCAUUGAAGAAAGCGAGAGAGAGGUGUUUGAGCUUGAAGAUACUGACAUAAACCCCAUCGGGUGCAUAUCCGGGAAGUGCCGUAUUGUGAAGGCGGCCAAUUAUGAGGAGGCGAGCGGGGAUCGGGGGGGGGGGGAAGAGAAGUGGCACGGCGCACGGCCUUCAGCCGGUAUGGUAACACCCCCGGCUGGUUCUUCUGCCGCGGCUACUUCCAACAGAGCUCCAACUCCUUCGUGGCGUACACGCCAGAGGAGAUGGCUGCAGACGACAUCCGCCCCUCAGGGCUAUCCAACGGGCUGCUUGGGGUACCGGCUGCGGCUGCUGCUGCUGCUGUUGCGGGGGGGGUUGGGCCACACCGGCAGCGAGGGCCGCCCGGGUCUGGGGGGCAGCAAACGACGGGACAACAGCAACAGGGCCGCCACCGCGGCGGCAGCAGCAGCAGCAGCAACACAACCCCCCUCCAGCCCAACAGCAGCCGGCGAGCAAGCGACAAAAGAUGACCGGGCGGACUGGCGAGAAGGGCCCAUGGGGCCCAAGACGCUUUGUAACGCUUGUGGGGUGCGCUACGUGCGCUCGCAGCAGAAGGCGGCAGGGCAGAAGCGAACUGCGGGAGGUCAGAAGAACGGGCAGGGCCGCCCGCAGGGGUACUACAGUUGCACGCAAGAUGCUAAGAACGCUAAUGUGUCUGGAACCUGGGCCCUGAUGGCGAUGAAUAUCAGUAUGUCAGGUCCAUUGCAAGUUGAGUUCUUUUUCAGCGGGCCGCCCCUGAAUGCAAACUUGGGCGCUAGCCGGACCGACUACGCAGGCUUCAACUUAAAUGGGGUUGAGUACAAGCUUGGCGAUUGUGCUUAUUUGUAUCCGGAAGACGACGGCAUGCCGCCCUAUGUGGGCCGCAUUCUUGCCUGUUUUCACGACCGGAGUGGCCGUGCAGCUGACCCUCACUGCGUUGAGGUUGCGUGGUAUGAGCGCCGUGCGCAUUUGGAGCCCGACCCUCAUGGCGGGAACUGGGAUCGUGAGGUUGUUGCCCUGGAGGAAACUGAUACCAACCCUAUCGGAUGCAUUAGCGGCAAAGCUUUUGUGUUCAGGGCGGGAGACUAUGAAGAGGGAAGCUCGUCAGCGGACGUACAUGUGUUGAGUGUGGCGCGACUCAGACUCCGCAGCAGCGAGCGAACAAGCGGGCUGUGCCGGCGGGCGCAGCGAGGAGCGGUUACGGCGCUGGCGGCCGGCAGUCGCGGACCUCCAAGGUCAGCUUCUUUGGGGGUUAAUGUUAAUGACAGUUGUAGAUUUGGUGAUUUGAAACACUUGGCAAAGACCCAAGACCCCUGCGUGAGGGUCACCGGGAACAAGGGCCGUGACGUGGCUCGUGUGGAGGCCGCCAAGGCGGAGGUGGCGUCUGCACGCGCGGCUCGCACCGCUGCCGUCGUGCCUGCUGCAGCGGCCGGGAUGGCGCCGGGUGAGGAGGCCUCGCAGCGCCCUCAGCGGCAGGCGGCGCUCAUGGCUGCGAGCAGGACGGCGCAGUACGCACGCACCGGGUUCUUUCCCUUGGACACCAUAGACCUGCAGCAGCAGCAACAGCAGCACACGCCGGACAAUGCUGCCAUAAACGGCCAAAUUGCUAUGCACCACCAGCACCACCAGCACGAAGCCGACAUGGGUGACGUGCUGACGGGCGCAUUCGGUGGUGUAUCAUCAGCGGGGGCUGCCGCAGCUGGCGCCGCCGCCGCUGGCCCCGGAAGCCCCAACUGUUCGUCGUACGACUCAUGCGGAAGCCUGCAGGAGGGCGUUACAGUGGAGGUGGUGGUGGGGGCUGCCGACGGGGAGGCGGAAUGCUGCGGCGGUAGCGUAGCUGCCGUGGCGCCCGCCGCUGCCGCAGCGGCGACAGCUGCAACGGUUCCUACUUAUCCUUUGCUAACGUCAUCCUCUGUCGGGGCAGCUGCGGGUUCCCUCAUGCCAACCCCGGCCCAGCUCAUAGGCGGCUCGGGCAUCAUGCUGGGAGGGGUUGAAGAGUCGGUGAUGGCUGUUGCGCCUGUGAUGGCCUUGCCUCUGGGUGAGGGACAGCUGCAGAGUGCAGUGCCUGGCGCUCUGCAAACCGCAUCGGCAGUAGCAGCCGCCGUAGCAGCUGCAGGAGUAUUGGGAACGGCUUCCUCUGAAUUCGUUCUUGAAUGCGAUACUACCGGCUCAGGCAUGUUCUUCGCUUCCGGCUUGGACUGUCAGUUCAGCGGCGACGGUGUCUGCUAUCCUGCGGAUUCUCAUCAUCAUCACCACCAUCACCACGACGAUCACGAUCAGAACGGAGUCUGUCAUCAUUCCAAGACUGGUUGUGUGGCGCCGGCACCAAGCGGCGGUCAGUGCGAUACAGCGGCUGUUUAUCAAGGAACUGGUGCUGUCAGCUGCGUGGCGCAGGUCAAGUCCGUGCCUGUAUCCCCUUGCGUGGACGUCGACGGUGCCGGAUUCGGCUGCGGUGGUUUUGGUUCGGUCAGUAGGAUGCUGGACGGGGUUCUGGCCUCGGCUCGUGGCUACGGCAGCCAGCUGGGCUGCGGCUUAGUCGGCGGGCUGGAUGAUGAGUACACUCCGCUUGUGGAGGUGGAGGUGGAUUUUGGCUUGGGGCCAGCAUCAGCUAUGGGCGACGGUUCACUUUUUGACGGGUUUGACAGUGGUACUUGUGGUGCCGACACUGUGGAAGACGACGAUCCGCAGCAUCCUCAAUCUCAGCCGCUACUGGCCCAGGGCCCCGCACUCUCCGCUUCUCAAUCUCAGCUGCAACUUCCGCUUCCUACUACGCUGGUUCAGCAGCAGCGGCAGCUGCAGCAGCAGCAUGAAGAGCAGGGUGAUUAUGGUGAGGGCAACAUGGGCGUGGUGGACCUCUCCGCAGUUGCCGCGCGCGUCGCAGCGUUCUGCCCGGACCUAGCUCCAGGCACCGACGCGCGCACAUUGCUGGACUCCUUACCCCUGCUCGCGCAGACUGCCUUUCUGCCUCACGGAGCCGGUUCCGCCGCCGCAGCAGCUUUGGCUGUGGGCGAUGCGGAUGCGAUAUCGCUAGUGGCGGCGGCCGCACCGACUUCCGUGACAGUCUCGGCAGCGGACUCCGCCGCUAGCGAUGAGGGGAGCUGCUCUGUUGGAGUUGCGGUUGGAGGUGCUGUGCCGGGCGAGGCUGUGAAGCACCUGGUGGCUCUGGGCCGUCAGGCCCAAUGCGCGGCCACAGAGGCGAUGGCGGCGGACGCCGCCCUUCAGGCAGCCAAUCAGGUACUGGAGGCGCACCAGGAGGCGGCUCGUAAGGCUGGGGAGGUUGCGGUCUCUAAGUUGGGUCUCUUGAAGGACUGCAUCUCCACUCUGGCGGGCGGGGGGGAGCCUUUGGUCGCUGGCGAGGUAGGCGGGCACUUCAUCGACCUGCACGACCUGGGAACUGUCGGCGGCUUGGGCGACAUGGCGGCAACGGGCUGCUGCUACUCCUUCGACGCGGCGGAUCUCCUGGUUGCGGUUCACUCUUAA